AGAGAAAGGGCAGCAGCCUGCCCAGCCUCACCAUGGCGGACGCCUUCGCAGGCACCUGGAAGCUGGUGGACAGCAAGAAUUUCGAUGACUACAUGAAGUCCAUCGGUGUGGGUUUUGCUACCAGGCAGGUGGCCAGUAUGACCAAGCCUACCACAAUCAUCGAAAUAAAUGGGGACAUGAUCACCCUAAAAACACAAAGCACCUUCAAGAACACAGAGAUCAGCUUCAAGCUGGGGGUGGAGUUUGAUGAGACAACGGCAGAUGACAGGAAGGUCAAGUCCACUGUGACGCUGGAUGGAGGCAAACUUGUCCACGUGCAGAAAUGGGACGGGCAAGAAACAAAACUUGUGCGGGAGCUCGUGGAUGGCAAACUCAUCCUGACGCUCACCCACGGCAAUGUAGUGUGUACACGCACUUACGAGAAGGAGGCAUGACCAGCCCACUGCUUCAGUGACUGCUCCGCUGCCAGCUGGCUACCCCUGGACUCAGCACCAGAUUGCCUCGUCUUUUCCUCUGGCGUUUUGUAUAAAUCCACCUU
Myotis davidii is the source of this 538-nucleotide messenger RNA. RefSeq names its product fatty acid binding protein 3 (gene FABP3). NCBI's taxonomy places the organism in Eukaryota, Metazoa, Chordata, Mammalia, Chiroptera, Vespertilionidae. Gene Ontology annotation, molecular function: fatty acid binding. The transcript is spliced from 5 exons. Gene Ontology annotation, biological process: fatty acid transport. The coding region runs from base 33 to 434 and encodes 133 amino acids. Gene Ontology annotation, cellular component: cytosol; nucleus. The record is from RefSeq and is a predicted model, not a curated record.